This is a messenger RNA of Paramormyrops kingsleyae, 1301 nucleotides long. RefSeq names its product LIM domain transcription factor LMO4-B-like. The record is from RefSeq and is a predicted model, not a curated record. Lineage: Eukaryota; Metazoa; Chordata; Actinopteri; Osteoglossiformes; Mormyridae.
GCGAGCGCCCGGAGUGAGGCGUCCUCUCCUUAUGGGAGCGGAGGGGGGAGGUCGGGCGACCCUCCUCGGCGCUGGUGAUUACGGCCCAGCUAAUGAGGGCCACGAGUGAGCGGGGGUCCGUUAAACAGACAUCGAUCACCCUGUCAGACAGUGCCACACCCCGCACCGGCCGGGGCUCCGUGACGUCGAACGGAAGGCAUUAAAAGCUCCGACCGUCGGCGCUCCGUCAAUCUGCGGGCGGCGUUGGCGUGGGAGUGUGCUUGUGCCCGGGAGGAGUGUGCUUGUGCCCAGGGGGCGGCGGCUGCAGAAACAAAAGUAAAAAGCGCCGAUACAACUUGUUCAUUUCGUCUUUUGCGCGUUGAACAGGCGGCUGCUGUUUGUUUCUAUGGGCUCAGAACUUGUUAGUCUCCGGUUCCUGUAACGUCGCAGGCGGGCUAGUCUUUUGUUUCCCGUCUCGUCUAGUUGAUCGGUCGGUCCGCCGAAACUUUACGGUCCUCUGCUCGGGUCCACCGAGGCUCCCGAACCAGCAGUAAGAGAAGCACACUGGAGAUCGGGCUGCUCUAUGUUGCAUAUUUUGUUACAUAGACGCGGUAAACACGCGGUUUAAUAAUAAUAAGCACCACACCUUUGGAUUUUGAUUGCUGGCUCGCUUUUGUGAAUUAACUACGGAUCAGCAGCUGCAGAGGCCCGCCAUGGUGAACAGCCAGCUGCCCGGCGGCUCCCCCCCCAGGGCCUGCGCGGGCUGUGGGGGCCGCAUCGCUGACCGCUUCCUGCUCUUCUCCAUGGACCGAUACUGGCACACGCGCUGCCUCAAGUGCUCCUGCUGCCAGGCCCAGCUGGGAAAGAUCGGCAGCACCUGCUACAGCAAGGGCGGCAUGGUGCUCUGCCGGGACGACUACAUCAGGCUGUUUGGACACAGCGGGGCUUGCAGUGCCUGUGGCCAGUCCAUCCCUGCCAACGAGAUGGUGAUGCGGGCACAAGGAAACGUGUACCACCUUCAGUGCUUCACUUGCGCCACCUGCAGGAACCGGCUGGUGCCUGGCGAUCGCUUCCACUACGUCAACGGCACCAUCUUCUGCGAGCACGACCGCCCCGGUGGAGGGAGUGGAACCCUGCUCAGCGGCCACCUGCCCCCCCUGCAGGGCAACACAGUGCUGCCUGACCAGAAGGUGUGCUGAGGUGUCUGUCUGCAGCUGCGGUGUGCCUUUGCCCUCCUGCCUCUGACCCAUCAGUCAUCUUGCCAAGACUCCACUCUGGUGUUGCUGUUGUAUGCCCCCCCCCCUCCCCCCCCCCCACCCCAA